AUGGCGCGACGUUUGUCUGAGGCAGACAUGGUAGAUGCAUUGAAUGCUAGUGGAAAGUACAACAUUGAGUACAAGGGUACAAUUACAUCUAUUCCAAGUCUAAAGAAAGAAAGUUAUGUUUUGAAUAUGCCUCAUAUGGGAGGAUCAGAUAGUCAAAGGGGUCAGCAUUUAACAUCGUCGACUUAUAUUCCUAAGAUUUCUCCAUUUUCUGGUGAUGAUCCACCUCAGAAGGGAGAUUCUUCUUUUAUGGAAUGGUGUUUUGAAGUCAGAUGUUUAAUGACAGAUCCUGAGAUGCAUCCUCCUAUGGUGUUGCAAGCAGUCCGGAAAUCACUGCGUGGUACUGCAAGGUCAAUGCUAAUUCCACUUGGUGAACGGGCAACAGUUACAGAUAUUAUAUCAAAGUUAGAUAUUUUGUUUGGUGACGUCCUUACAAAUGGCAUGAUCAUGCAAGAAUUUUUUAAUGCUAGUCAAAAGUCAGAAGAGUCAGUUACUGCUUUUGGAUGCAGAUUGGAAACAAUGUUGCAAGCAGCAAUUAAUUGUAGUGAUUUGGAUAGGCAUUCAAAGAAUGAUUUGCUGCGGCAUAAGUUUUGGACACCAUUGAAUUGUGAGAAGUUGAAAUCACAAACUAGACACAAAUACGAUACCAUCAGGGAGUAUGAUGAUUUGUUAAGGGAGAUAAGGAAAGUUGAAAAAGAACUUAGUAUGACAACUGCAACAAAUAUGUCCAACAAGAGGGUUCAUCAGCAGGCGAUGCCAACGGUUGGGGUUGAUAAGGUGUGUGCAUUAGAGUCGCAGUUCGAUAGGAAGUUGGAGAAUUUGAAAAGGAAGUUAGAUAAAAAAAAUAGAUGA
This is a messenger RNA of Gigantopelta aegis, 849 nucleotides long. RefSeq lists its product as uncharacterized. NCBI's taxonomy places the organism in Eukaryota, Metazoa, Mollusca, Gastropoda, Neomphalida, Peltospiridae. The record is from RefSeq and is a predicted model, not a curated record. The transcript has a single exon. The coding region runs from base 1 to 849 and encodes 282 amino acids.